Molecule: messenger RNA, 3575 nt
Organism: Dromiciops gliroides (monito del monte)
Lineage: Eukaryota; Metazoa; Chordata; Mammalia; Microbiotheria; Microbiotheriidae
Gene: TMEM44
Product: transmembrane protein 44
Exons: 11
Coding region: 46-1452 (468 amino acids)
Source: RefSeq, a predicted model, not a curated record
CUGCGGCUGCCCCCGCUUCCUGAACCUUGCCCUCGGACCCCGGUCAUGCGGAGGAGACUCUGGGCCGAGGAAACGCCCCUGGCCGCGGCCGGGAUGGCCCCCGACCCUCGCACACCGCCCCCGCCGCCAGCCCUGGGGGACUGGGACUACCUUGCCAACUGCUUCGCCCAUGACCAAGUGUGCCUCUCCUUUGGCCUGUGGCUGCUGGCUUCCCUGCUCUGGAUCGCCGCCCACGUCUUGUGUUUCUAUUUGGGCUGCUGCAAGAAAUCCAACCGGGACCGGUCUGUGCUGUGUGUGAUUUACCGCUUCGUGGGCAGCCUGAGCGACGCCUUGGGGGCCCUGCUCUCCCGGCAGCUCCCCAUCCAGGUUUUCACUGGCGUCUACCUGGCAGCCAUUGAGGUGGUCAGCCUCAUGCUGCUUCUCUUCCCCAUCUGUGGCUCCAAGAUCAAGCCCAAGCUAGGCCGCUGCUCCCAUCAGAGGACAAGGAGGAAGCUCGGGGCCAGCUUGUUUGUCCUCAUUGUGCCGCUGGGGGUGGGCACUGGCUGGCUUGCCUUGGCUCCUCCGGCUCCAGCUCCCAUGGAAUUCCGUGGAGCUCAGAGAAGACUUCUGGGAAGUGUGCUGCAGGAAAAUACGGAAGCCCUUGGCUACAUGCUGGGGGGGAUCGGACUGAUUGUUUCUUGGACUUCCCGGAUCCCUUCAUUCUCUAAAAUAUACCAAGGGAAAGCAUUCCCAUGUCUCCACCUGUGGGCCAGGGGCUUCUCGGCCCUGGCGGGUUUCCUGUACACCUCUGCCAUCGUGGCUCAUGAUCGGCAGCCGGAAUACUUGCUACGUGCCGUUCCCUGGUUCCUCAUCUCCCUGGGCGCCUCCACACUUGACCUUGCUCUGAUUUUCCUCUCCUGUGUGAUGCAAAGCAAAAUGAGGCGAGUGCUGGGCUUGUCCGUUGAGGCCACGGAGCCCCCUGACAUGCAGGCCCUCCUGACAUUCACCGAAAGGGAAGAAGACGACAGGCAGGAAGACAUGGAGGAGGACAAGAACUCCAACUGGGUCCCACUCCACAUGCUCCCCCACACCAAGUAUCUGCAGAAGAUGGCGGCCAUUGGCCGGUACAUGGAGCUGACCAUUGAACACGUACAGGAGGUGGGCUGCAGCAGCACAAGGUUACCGGGGGACGGCCAGACAAGUGGCAGGAAUCCCUUUCUCCAAGCCCCUGCAUCCCUGCUGGAGCCGCCCACCUACCCCCCCCUCCAGGUCAUCCACGCCAAGGUGUCCUCGACUAGUUCCUCGGAAGUGUCUUCUAUCAACUCUGAGCUGGAGCAGAAGUAUUGGGAGGCCCUGAACUCGGAGCAGUGGGACACUGAGGACAUGAAUCUUCUGUGGAACAAAGGCAGCGUGGAGACACCCAGGGCGCCAGCCCAGGAGGGUCCAGCCCACCUCGCAGCUGACGCUCAGUGAAGCCCUGGGGCCAGCCCUACUGCUGGGAGGUGCCCUCUGUGGGGGCUUGCACACACUGGCUAGAAAUGACCUUCACCAGACCUCACAAUGCCCUGAGACUGCCAGUCUUCUGAGAGCUUUAAGAAGCCAGCAGAGGGCAGGAACAACUGAGGUAAAGACCUCCUGAUAGAGAGAGAACUUGCUGAGGUGUCAGCACACAGAUGGGAACCAAGCAUGGGCCAUGUGGUGGCUGACCAAGACUGUCCUCUCUCUACAAAGAAAGUGAGUACAGAGGCUGGCGUCCUGAAGGGGCUGGGCCCCUUCUCAGGGCUCGGGUCUUCUUUUGUUCCUUCAUUCAAACUGACUGUAAUGAAUGACCAUGUCAUGAGCUAAGAGACAGUCUGAACUGAAUACGGUGAGGUGAGGACCUUCAACCCAAGAGGACUGCCAGGCAGAGAAGACUCAAGGAGGUCACAGUCUAAUGGAGGCACAGAGAUGUUUGUGCCCAGUCUAGGUCAUUUCAUCGCGAUUGUCGCAGAGAGACGUGAGCCUGUCUCCUCACAAGGGCCUGAGGCUGCCCUGAGACUGCCCCGGAUGGAGGCAAUAGCUGGGAGUUCCAGGAGCUAACCACCCUCCCUCCAUCGGCCGGCCCCCAAGCUAAGGAAGGGCAGUGCCCACGGGCGGGAGGGUGUGCUUUUCUGUUUUUUACCUGAUGUAAUUUGAAGCAUGUUUGAAAUGCCAGCUAGGGGUGGAAGGGGCCGGGAGUGGUGCCCAAAGGCUUCUUUCAACUAAGCACAAAGGUAGGCCUUCCUGGUUUUCUCUGGAAGGCCACCGAGUCUCACAGCUGUUUGGGGGUGCCAGCAUCCACCUGAACUGCAGUCUGCCUCACACUGGGCUGAACCCGAGGGGCUCAAGUGCUCAAUGCCAAUAAAGGGGGCUUCUUAGUAACUUCUGCUCGUGUGCAGUGACUGCCGUGUGGACAAGGGCGUCCUGGCCCUCGUCUGAGAGAAGGUUCACGUCCUGCCAAGCUGAGGAAUGGAGUCUGGUCCUGGAGCUGGCCUCCUCUGGGCCCAGUGUGGCCGGGUGGGGGCCGGGUGACUGUCCAAUCGCAGGCCCGUCUACCAGGGAGACUUGUGUCCGCACAGCUGUGCCCUGACAGCUCAACAUUCCUGCCCACAGCCCAAGUUGGUGCCUCCAGCGGGUUCGAAUCCCUCCCCAAGCACCUAUAGCAGCUGUGCUCUCCACUCCCUUGCCUCCUGCUCCCCACUCCCUACAUAUUUAGGUGGGAAAGAGUGAGUAGGCAAGAGAAGGAGCAUUGCAGAUCUCAUUACAUCCUUUUCCCCCAAACCUGCCAUUCUCCUGAACUGUCCUCGAAAGCCAUCACUGGUGCCCAGUGGCCAGAUACCAUGGUUUUUCUCAGCCCUCAUCCUUCCAGGAUCCCCACUACCCUUUGACACGUCUAACCCCUUCCCUCCUCUCUGGGUCACUUCAGAUGAUUUGUCGCCUGUACAAAAAUGUCCCUACAUGUGUUGAGGCAGCCAACUUGGUGUAGCAGGGGAAGGGAGCCCCGGGCCCGAGUCCUGCUGAUACCUCCUGGUAUCUCAGGACACUCCUUAAGAGGGGCCGUCACUCCCGGAGAAGGCAAGAUCUGCAUUGGUCAUACUAAUUUUCUAACCUAUUUUAGCCAUUGAAACUAUUAACUAUUGAAACCAAAAGGUAUCAAUGGACUUUAAACUCUCAUUUAGAAAAGCCCUUUUAUUUAUCAAAGUAUAAAGAUUCAUUGCCUUCCAAGGAGUUUGCAAGAACAGCAUUGAGGGAGGAUGGUGCUCACUGAAUUUCCACAAAGACCUACCUAUACCUGGUUGGUGCAUAGGAUUGAGAAAUGGGUAUCAUUCAGCCAGUGGAGUGAGGCUUCCCUCUGGGUCUUCGGGUCUGGUCUCUGUGGGUUGUGGCGGCCGUGGAAGCCAAGGACUUCCAAGACUAUUAUUGAACCAUUCUUCCUCAGCAGGGUUAGACCAAGGUUGUCAGAAACCACUGAUGUGUGUCAUUCAUGUCACUCUCACCCAAACUGCUGUGACUAAUCGUUUGAGCUCAGGAUAUUUUAGCGAGAACAAGAAUGUUUUUGUACUGUGAAUAAAUCAAAA